CGUGCCAACUGUUGAAACAGUCGGACACAUCAACCACGCUUUCCACGCUUGGGCCUAUAUACCUGUGUACGUGUGUAGGCGGUCGCAACGAUCGUGCGCGCGUUGCACUCUCCGUAAAACGAAAAAAAAAAACUUCCGUGUUUUUCACGGCGAAGGCGAGUGGAAAAUCGGCGCUGAUUGCAGAUUAAUACCCAGAAGAUACAUUUCGUGUGACAGCUUCGCGUGCUCUGGGACGGCGGGUUUUGCGUGCUGCAAUUCAAUUGGGAGAAGCGCUUUGGGUGUACUUGUGUGAACGGUUGUGUGUGGUGAAAAAUUGGAGAUUGGUUUACUAUAGGUUUUGGGCGAGGCGCGAUCACUUUGCUGUUGGUUGGAGGGCUGUUUGGGGCGGGCGAUCACUCGCUAACUCGCGAGAGUGUGUAUUCAAUUCGAAUCGAGAGUUUGUUUUUCGUGUUUUGUAUUUUGGUGCGUCGUUUUUUAUUACUGACGAAUUCUGGUGUUUACACUCUGUUCUCUAUGUUGGUUAUAACGUGCCGUGGGGUUUGAAAACAAUAAUUACAACAGGUUGCGUUUGAUUGCGAUGUGUAUGGAGAAGAAUAGUGAAUAGGCGCUUUUAGCUUUCUGGCGCUAGUGGAAGCAAAAUAGACCACAUGUUCAACGAUUUCUUGGAUUCCAGGUUUCCGGUCCAGUCAUCCCUUGUACACUAACCAGCGUCCGGUUUCAGAGCCGAAAACAAAUCCCGGCCAAAUCUGUUCUGUUGAAUCAGAUCAAUGUGCUUGUGCCCCCUGGGAGGGAACUAGAAUUCUCGCCCUAGAAUCUACCACUCACUGGCACAACGUAUAGCCAAAUCUCCAAAUGCAGCAAACUACCACCAGAAGGCAUCAGCCCAGCACCGAUAGCAUUGCAAACUAUGUGAUAAUUAUCACCAGCGUCGUCGCGUCUGUGAUACCGCGAUAAACGCGCCAAGCAUUUCGUGGUUAGCCUACCUGUAACAUUUUGUUUUAAGUGACUACUGGUGUUUUGUGUGUAAUUAGAGAAACAAAGCUUCUUACAACUAGCCGCAACCGGCGAACGAAGUACAAACAGCAGACAUCUGCUACCGUUUGCUGCUGUUUGUACUGACGAGAACGUGUGUUUUUUGGAGAAUACAUCUGUAACCGAAAAAAAUCUGUUGAGUUGUUAACUGCGUGAAAUUAGGUUGCUAAAAGUCACCAUCAUGAAACUAGGGAAACAUGUCGACUGGCUGCAGAUACGAGCCCUGCUCCGGAAGGACUACCUCGUCCGGAUACGACAGCCGUGGAUGACCCUCAUUCAGUACCUGUGGCCCUGCCUGAUCUUCUUGUCUCUCUACAUUCUGCGCAAUCGCUUCCAAGCAGUAGAAAUCGCCGACUGCCAGUUCCCAACCCGGCAGCUACAGAACAAUGGCAUCCUGCCGUUCUUCCAGUCGUACGUCUGCACCAUCGAAAACGAAUGCAGCGAUCCCCGACGGUACGAGGAAACAUCCGACUUCGACACGGCCCCGGUAACUCCGGUGCUGAAAAUCGUACAGAUAUUCCUGGACACUCCGCAGCUGUACGAUGCGGUGAUCGGUUUGCCCGUAGAUCGCAACUUCAUCGGCGCCGUCACGUCGAUCGUUACGAACGGACGCUUCAAGGAGAUCGAAACCAAUGCCGACCGGCUGGUUCGGAUGCUCCCGGAGAUUCAGGAGAUGGUCGGCGGUAACUUCGACAUCGAGAAGGUGUUCGCCGACGAUCGGAUGUUCUCCAACUCGGGCAAGAUCUUGUGCGGGAAACCGUUCCCCCGGAGCGAUAACAUCAAGUUCGUGGACAAUGUGCUGUACUCGAAGGACUUUAAUGGGGCUGAUCCGGAUGAGUUGGCAGUUAUGCCGACGCGGUAUUGCAAGCAGUUGUACAUGGAUGUUACCAAUACCAACAACGGUAAAAUCACGUGGAAGCAACUGAAGCCGAUUCUGCAGGGGAAGAUUCUCUACGGGCCAUCGAGCGAGAGGACCGACGACAUAGUCAAAUUUGCCAAUCAAACCUUCGUGGACAUGGCUCGGUUGAGAGACUUUUUCAAGGCUUUGAACACUACGGUGCAGCUACUGCACACAGACGAUUCGUUCCGCGGUAGCUUUGAGAAUUUGAUCGAGCUGGCCAAAUCUCCGCUGGUACAGAUGAUCGUCGGAGGCAACGUGAACAUUGAGUUGAUCGAGGGUAUGUUGAACGGGAUUCUGAACGACCGGACCGUGGCAGUGACGUUGGAAACUAUCGCCAGCAUAUUCGAGUGUUUCUCGGCGGAUCGGUUUAUCAAGGUAGAGUCGGAAAAGCAACUGGAGGAUGAGGCUUUCAAGUUGAACCAGAAGAAGAUGUUCUUUGCUGGGUUGAUAUUCGAAAAUGGUACCACAGAAAAUGAGGUUGCGUACAAGAUACGGAUGAGAAUCGAUGAUACUCCGGUAACGGUGGAGAACAAGAAUCGGUUUUGGUUCCCGGAUCCAGAGGCUAGUUUUGAGUUGGACAUGAGAUACCACAGAGGUUUUAUCCAGAUCCAACACGCUGUAGAUAUGGGCAUUAUUAAGGCAUUGAAGAAGGAAAAGGCUGAGAGUGGUAAAGAGAGGAGUAGUGCGUCGUCGACUAGUGAUGAGGGGCUAUCAUUGGAUGAUGAACUGGGUGACGAAGAGAAUGAAAUGGAGGGAACUACUGCAACCACUACUGCAGGCAGUACAACGACUGAAAAUCUAGAGUCCCUCUACUCGAAUCUGAGUCAGAAGAUCAACAUUUCCCAGUCGGACUUGGACAAGUUCAGCAACAAGUCGUCUUUGGACGACUACUUGGACUUUAACGACGAUGAAGCGAACGAAGAGGUGGACGAAGAGGAACCACUUGUGAUGGACACAGCGACGAUUCGAAGUCGCCAGAAACGAGCUCCCCAAUUUAAUCUUUUCAGUCUGUUUUUGGGAGGAGGAUCUCCUCAAAAAGAGGAAAUGUCGUAUAAUGUUGACGGGGAGAAAUUCUACACCAAACAGUUUCCGUAUCCGAAGUUCAUCAAAGACCACUUCAAAAAGGGUCUAUACUUGGCGCAAUCGAUCCAAAUGUGUUUCUUCGUCGCACUUAUCGUCCACGUGUCCUCAUCAGUUCGGCAGAAGAUCUGGAUGAAGGAAAGCGGCAAUACUAUGCUAAUGCGCGCCAUGGGCCUCAAGUCCUACUCGGAUUCCAUCUCCUGGGCGAUUACUACCUUGAUUGAGCUGUGCAUCGUCUUCGUACUCGCGCUCUCCAUUCUGUACAGCGGAGGUAUUCUGCAACAUUCCAACAAGUUGUUCCUGUUUGUGUACCUGCUGGUGUUCGGCGUUUGCUUGAUCGCCUUCUGCUACAUGUGUUCGAUGUUCUUCGGUUCCGCAAGCAUUGGAUCCGUUUCGGCAGUCAUUCUAUUUCUAACAACAUUCCUACCCUACAUCAUAAUCAUUUCCCUGGGAGCGGUGCUGAGCUUUGCGGGAAAAUUUGUAGCGAGCUUAUCGUUCUCAACGGCCUUCUGCUACGCGUGGCGAUACAUCAUGCGACUGGAACUACAACAACGUAGUGCGGAUUUCAUGGCUCUGAAGGGAUCAAUACAAGAAAACGAUUUGGCGUUCGGCAUUUUGAUGAUGUUGCUCGAUGCCGUGAUCUACUACCUAAUCGGCUUGAUCUAUGAAAGACUGACUCAUGAGGACACAACGUUCUAUCAGGUAAACCGAUGCAAGUUAGACAAAAGCAUUGGAGCCGAAUUGCGGAAUGUAGAUGUCAUCUACGAAAACGAUAAAAAGGUACUGGAUAACGUCUCGAUCACCUUCAAGCGGGACGAAGUAACUUGCCUUCUUGGACGCAAUGGAGCCGGAAAGAGUACGAUCAUAAAACUCCUUACCGGCCAGGUUCUUCCCGUAGUGGGUGACGUCACUCUCCCCCUGGACUACGACCUUAUAUCUGGACUGAAAAAUAAUGUGGAAAAGAUCGGUCUAUGCUCGCAGAACGAUAUCCUCAUUCCAAAUCUCACCGCCAAAGAACACCUACAGCUCUAUGCUCGCAUCAAGCUAACCAAAGGUUUCGAAACCGAAGUUCAACGAACGCUGGAUAACCUGAAGAUGGGUAAGUACAAGCACUACCGAGCGUCAGAACUUUCGGGAGGCUUCAAACGACGGCUGUGCAUAGCGAUUGCCUUCCUGGGAUCGCCAAAUUUGGUAAUCCUGGACGAACCAUGCAGCAGCGUAGACACCAAAGCCCGCAAAUAUAUUUGGGAACUGAUUCAGACACUACGGAAGGAUCGAGCCGUGAUUCUGGCAACGCAUCAUCUGGACGAGGCCGAAUCCUUGAGCGAUAAGGUCGUCGUAAUGGAGAACGGAAAAGCGAUUCUUGAGCAGAGUCAUGAAGAGUUGAAGAAUCGUUUCACAAACACACUGUACCUGGAACUGAUGUUGAAGACAAUGACGGAGAGUGAUCGGUCCAAUUUGAUAUCAGACCUGAACAAGAGCUUAGAUGACCGAACUAACGUACAGUACGAGCUCGCGAAACUUCCCAGGAAUAAGCUGCAGUACAAGCUCACGUAUACUUCAGCGGAUCCUUCGGAGAUCGACUUGAAAUCCCUCUUCGAUCAGCUGAACCAAUAUCAGAACAAGAAGCUCAUUCUCAGCUACGACCUGAAAAACGAAAACCUGAUGAACAUCUUCAACGCCGUCAACUCCCGCGAAUCUCAAUCAGCCGAUAUCCGAGAACCAGAAAUCGUCUCCGCCAACGGCUUCCACGGUUCCAAACCUACCGAACAUAAGCUCAGCUCAUUCCAGAUAAUCUGUAGUCUUCUGCACAAACGGUUCCUCCACUUCCGCCGUAACUUCCGACUCCUAAUCUGCUUGUUGGUGCUCCCAACCCUGUUCGAAAUUAUUGCCAUGUACUUCAUGACGAUUCGACCUCCGGGCGAGCACGAUCAAGCGAUUGAACUAUCCACCGCUCUGUAUCGCGAUUCGGCUGAAUUCUACACCCGGACGGGCAACGGAAGCGAAUUCCAACGGGAAAUCGACACCGGCAUCCUGUCGCAUUGUCCGGACGCCGACUGUUACCUGUUCAAGAACUCCGAAGAGGCCCAUCGGUGGAUUCUGCAGACGAACUACGAGUUUGCCGAUCGCCGUUUCGGAGGUUUGACCGCUCGCAAGGAGAAACACUUCGUCUGGUACAACAACAAGGGCUACCAUUCGAUGCCGGUAUGGCUGAAUCUUCUGGAUUCAGCUAUCCUGAAGGCAGAGCUGGAGAACAGCAGCUACAGUAUUCGCACGAUCAAUCAUCCGCUCAAGAUCGAGGAGGAUGAGUUGACCAUUUCUUCGAUUCUUCAGCAGGUUUCCGAUGCAGGCAUCUCGUUGAUUCUGUUGCUGUCGUUCAGUUUGGUUCUGGCGGGCGCUUCAGUCUAUAUCGUCAACGAACGAGUGCGAGGAGAAAAGAUGCAACAGCGACUUGCUGGAGUGAAGUUCUGCCACUACUGGGGAGUAACCUAUCUGUGGGAUGCUAUGAUCUUCCUCAUCGCCGUGGCUUUGGCUGUGAUCGUGUUCCAAGUAUUUGCCAUUCCAGCUUACGUAGAGAAAGAUCAACUAAGCGGCAUUUGCCUGCUGUUGGUGUUCUACGGAUUCGCGUCCAUUCCAGCGGUACAUCUGUUCGAAAAGUUGUUCAACGACGCCAGUUUUGCGAAUAUGUCGCUAUUCUGUCUGAACGUGAUCACCGCUCUCGGAACCUUGACGAUCAUCAUCCUGUUCGACAUCCUCGGAGAAUCGGAAACCUCGGAGCAUUUCCGGAACUUCUUGAACCGGGCAUUCUUGAUCCUUCCGCAACACGCUUUGGCUGAUGGUCUCAUUGAACUGUCGAAGAACUACAUUCAGGCGGAGAUCUUCAAGCGGUACUACAUCAACACCUACAAACCGUUGAUGACGAUCCUGGAGCCUCAUCUGAUCGCGCUGGCCAUAAUGGGCGUGAUCUUCACCCUUUUGAAUGUGAUCAUCGAGCGGAAGGUAAUCCAGAUAUUCUUCCAGGAAGCGGAAUCGUCCCACACGCCGGUUUAUGAACUGAAGACCGUCCGUUCAGAGGAAGCCAUCAUGAACGGCAAUGGAAAGAAGAAAUCACUGACGGCGGAUCAAAUCCUGUCGGUGGAUCACCUUACGAAGCAGUAUCGAUCUGGAGAUGUAGUGGUUAACGACGUAUCGUUCAAGAUCCACUAUGGCGAGUGCUUUGGAUUGCUGGGAACGAAUGGAGCAGGCAAAUCUACGAUAUUUUCUAUUCUAGCAGGAGAACAACUACCGAGCAGCGGUGGAUUCUGUUUCUUCUCUUCGAACUGUUUAUCGUAUUGUCCGCAGAACAGCUUCCUGGAUCCACUGCUAACCGUGGAAGAAGUCAUAGAAUUCUACGGUCAGCUGCGCAACGUCGAUAACAUCGAUAAGCUGGUGAUUGAAACCCUUCGGGAGUAUCACCUGGAGCCGUACAAACGCAUUUUGGUUAAGAAUCUCAGCGGUGGAAACCGGCGGAAACUCUGCGUAGCGGUUGCCUGCUUCGGUAACACCGACAUCAUCCUGAUGGACGAACCGACGAGUGACAUGGACCCGGUCACUCGAGCCAUCGUCUAUCGUACGAUCGAACGGUUGAACAGCCAAAACCGAUCGGUUCUGCUCACAUCCCAUAGCAUAUCGGAGAUAGAUAGGAUCUGUCAAAGAAUUGCCAUUCUCAAGGAUGGAUAUUUGCUCACGGUGGAUAGCCCCGAGAAACUUACCGAACGAUACGGUAACAACUACCUGGUUACCAUCUACCUCGAGGACAAUCGGGAAGUGGAUCUCAUUAGGACAAUCAAACGGGAGUUCAACGUGUCGGAGGACCUGAUCCAGAACAAAAACUCGCUACAGUUCGUGUGCAAGGUGCAGCCGGACAACAGGCGGCACAACAACGGUGGCAUCGAGAAGCUCCACAAGAACAGUCAGGUCACGAUCAACCUGAACAACAACACCAUCGAUUCCAGUCCGGCGGUGAUGGAAAGCGUCAGUGCCCUAGUCGUGAAGCUGCACCAGUUUGCCGAGAACAAUCGGUUACGGUACACGGUGUCGCGCUGUCUGCUGGAUCAGGUGUUCGAGAACGUCCUGCAGAACCACGAGGAGGAACACUCCAACGAUGGGUUCGUGGAAAACUGAAAUGGAUCGAUGUGGAAGUCGUCCGAAUCCGUCCCGCUCCCCCUCCCCCAAUUUCCCAUCUUCACCGAGAGGGCAAGCUACUUACCUACUAAGCUGGUUAUUAGUACAUAUGGAUAUUUUA
This is a messenger RNA of Aedes aegypti (yellow fever mosquito), 7298 nucleotides long. RefSeq names its product ATP-binding cassette sub-family A member 13 (gene ldd). Gene Ontology annotation, cellular component: membrane; intracellular membrane-bounded organelle. The record is from RefSeq and is a predicted model, not a curated record. The transcript is spliced from 16 exons. Gene Ontology annotation, molecular function: ATP binding; lipid carrier activity; ATP hydrolysis activity. Lineage: Eukaryota; Metazoa; Arthropoda; Insecta; Diptera; Culicidae. Gene Ontology annotation, biological process: lipid transport; transmembrane transport. Bases 1214 to 7177 code for a protein of 1987 amino acids.